This is a messenger RNA of Lottia gigantea (owl limpet), 1800 nucleotides long. RefSeq lists its product as hypothetical. Bases 93 to 635 code for a protein of 180 amino acids. The record is from RefSeq and is a predicted model, not a curated record. Lineage: Eukaryota; Metazoa; Mollusca; Gastropoda; Lottiidae. The transcript is spliced from 3 exons.
UUCAAUCAAUAUUUGUCAACAAAACAACGUGGUGAAGUUCCAUAUUUUGACAGAUUGAACAUGAUUGGGGGCUAGUUCAAUCAUUUUGAACCAUGUCGGGUGGAAUUGAAGUGAAUACUGCCUAUAAAGGCGUAGCAGCCUCAUGGCUUGGUCUAGAUCCUAACUUUUAUUCAAAGAAAAGAAAGGCUCUUGCUGACGAUGAUGAUCCUCUGACAUCCACUAAUGGCGGUGGGACCAAUUUCAACAAACAUAAAAAUUUCAAGAAACACAGCACUACAAGGUCAGGAGAAAAGGACACAUUAACCAAACAUCAGAGUCACGAGAAGAAAAAAUCUGAAGUCAUUAAAACGAACAGUCUGAUAAAGAACAAGAUAGAAAGGAGAUUACAGUUUAAUGCUAGAGAUAGACAUCCAGAGUUUAAAGGUAAAAAAAGGACAAUUUGUGAAGAGGAAGAUGAAGAAGAAAGUAAAAGUUUUCAAGUGAAAAAUAAAAAAAUCAAACCUCAGACGGCAGCAGCAACGAGUACGUCUCAAGGCCAGACAAUUAAAGACCUCAAUACUCGGUUACUUGAUCCUGGGCUUUCUAAAAAAGCACGAAAACGCAUCAGAAAGAAAAUGGCUACUUUAACUACUUGAAAUAACUGAAAUGAUAUCAUUGAGAGUUUUGCUUCCUGUUUUUCUAUGCUAGAUAAUGAUAACAAACUCUUUAAAGAUACAUUACCUCUUAGGAUGACCAAAAAAUUGAGAUUUUUAAAUUGGUUAAAAUUUGUCUUUGUUCAUCAGUGGACUUACCUGGUGUCAUAACUAUACAACAUAAUCCCUCUUUAAUCCAAUUAAUCCAUUAAACUAAGUAAUAAUUCAUUCAAUUAAGUAAUAAUUCAUUCAAUAAAGUGAUUUUGAAACAUGCUUAGAAGCGUAUUUCACCAAUUACUUAGUUUAAUAGAUAUAUCAUCUUAUAUAGGGAUUCUAUUCUUUAGUCAUGGCACCUGGUAAGUCCAACAAGAUUGAUCAUCCAUUCUAAGUGGUACUAUCUCUUUAAUCAAUUGAAGAAUGCUUCAGAUUAUGACUAAAUGAUAAUGGGAGCUCAGAAACGCAACAGAACAAAAAUAGCUUGAUGUUACUGAAAUGAAAAUAAUUGUACUUUUUCUUCUUACAUUUCUUCAACUGAAAAGAAAGGAUCUCUUUAUCAACUUAAAAUGACUGAAAUGAUUUGAAUUGGGUGUUUUAUAUUCAAAUUUUUAUCUACCUUAUUGGACUUAUGAGGAUGGGGCUUAUAUUACUGCAACUGAUAGUUAUUGGCAGGGUGUGCUUACUCUUCUAGACACCUUAUACCACUUUUCAUUAUGAAAUACUUACUCAAUUAUGAUUGAUAUACUUCCUUGUGUGAAAGCUCAUUAGCUGCUACCAAUGUUUUGCCAGUAUGUUGUAUGGAUUUGUUCUUGGUUUAUUUAUUUUCAUGUGCCUUAUUAGACCAAUGAAAUAUAUUGGAGUCAAUCUUCAGCGUCUUAUGGACCAUUUUUUGGAAUUUUACUACAUUUUUAUAAACAUUAAUGGGAUAUUGGAGUUAGCAGGACUGCUGGUCCAGUCAGCAAAUCUUGGCAGCUCAAUAGUCCAUUCCAUUGGUCUAUUGUUUGAGUAGCUCUUUUUUUUCACCUUAUCAAGGCAGCUUUUGAAGGAUUUAGCGAUUUUGUCACAUUUCGGGUCAUGCUGAAGACUAUUGACAUAUAUUCAUGACACAAAUCGACCCCCAAAAAUGGUGAAUCUGUCCCUUUAAAUUGUUAUAUAAAUUAAAGAGUUAAAU